AUGGAUGAGUUGAUUCAAGUACUCGAAGAUGUAGAUCCUGCCGCCAAAGCCUCAUACUACAAAAUCUUAACUAGUGAACGUGAAUUUGACAACAGCGAGAAAGGAAAGAAUGGUGUCGAAGAACGAGACAAUGAAGAAGACAGUGAAUACGACGACGAUGAAGAUUAUGAAUUCGAAUUGUCGGACGAAAGUGAAGACAACGACGGAGAAGCAGAAGAAGAUGAAGGUAAUGAUACAAAUGAGCAAAAUAAACAUCAUCAAUCCAGCAGUAUGAAAAAAGAAGUUGAAAAUCAAUAUGUUCUUCAUGUGGACGUAUCGAUACAAACACCAGGUGAAUUGGAUUACAUCUUCUUCGAUAUGCAAGUGCUGGAACAACAGAAUAUGGAACUACGUUAUACAUGUCCUAUCGAUUCUUUUUAUAAUCGAGAAUGA
This is a messenger RNA of Didymodactylos carnosus, 432 nucleotides long. The record is from the annotation of a GenBank genome assembly. Lineage: Eukaryota; Metazoa; Rotifera; Eurotatoria; Philodinida; Philodinidae.